Messenger RNA from Penicillium oxalicum, 1860 nucleotides. RefSeq names its product sugar porter family MFS transporter. Gene Ontology annotation, biological process: transmembrane transport. Gene Ontology annotation, molecular function: myo-inositol:proton symporter activity. Gene Ontology annotation, cellular component: membrane. The record is from RefSeq and is a predicted model, not a curated record. The coding region runs from base 1 to 1860 and encodes 619 amino acids. The transcript has 9 exons. Lineage: Eukaryota; Fungi; Ascomycota; Eurotiomycetes; Eurotiales; Aspergillaceae.
AUGACCGAGAAAGACAUCCCUCCCAAGGAGGGCUUGGCCCAUGAUGAGUACAUCACUCAGACCGUGGCAGCCACCGAAGCUGAGCACCCUACCAAGCCCGAGACCGCCAGUGCCCUGAACAUCGUCGAAAAUCCUCUCAAGCGAUUCCCCAAGGAACAAGUUUUUGAGGAUGCCCGUGGGUUCGCGGAAAUGCAUGGCAUGUCUGAGCAUGCCGAUCUCUUUGGCCGUGCGGCUCUCGUGGCCCAGGAUCCCUCGGGCUUUGAGGGCAUCUCGGAGCUUACCCAGGACGAGCAGGCAGCCCUGGCAUACGAGCGAGACCACAAGUGGCAUGGCCCAUUCAUGCUGUGGUAUUCCAUCGGACUCUGCGCCAUUGGUGCCGCCACGCAGGGCUGGGACCAGACUGGUUCCAACGGAGCCAAUCUGUCAUUCCCCCAGGCUCUGCACAUCGACAGCGGCUCGGCUCGGGAUGAGUGGUUAAAGGGAUUGAUCAACUCGAUCAUUUUCUUGACCGCUGGACUGAUUGGUGCCUUCAUCGUCGACCCUCUCAACCACUACCUGGGACGACGUGGUGAAAUUUUUCUGACCGCCGCCUGUCUGACUGCUACCCCCAUUGGCUCUGGAUUUGCGAGAACCUGGCAGGAGUUGUUCGCAGCUCGCUUUGUCAUGGGUAUUGGCAUCGGUGCAAAGAACGCCACCGUCCCCAUUUAUUCGGCUGAGAUGGCGCCUCACCGUAUUCGUGGUGCCCUGGUCAUGUUCUGGCAGCUCUGGGUUGUGAUUGGUAUCUUCCUGGGUUUCUGCGCCAACGUCAUUGUCAAAGAUACCGGCGAUAUCUCUUGGCGUCUGCAGCUGGGCUCUGCCUUCAUCCCCUCCUUCAUCUUGAUGGUCGGCAUCUACUUUUGCCCCGAGUCGCCUCGCUGGCUGAUGAAAAAGGGAAGACAGGCGCAGGGCUUCAAGUCGAUGUUGCGUCUCCGCGCUCACCCCAUUAUUGCUGCGCGGGACUUCUACUACUCACACAUCAUCUACACUGAGGAAUUGAAAGAAGCCAGGGGUGCCGGUUACUUCUCCCGCAUGCGUGACAUCUUCACGGUGCCUCGUAUUCGCCGGGCUAACUACGGUGCAUCCACCGUGAUGAUUGCCCAACAGAUGUGCGGUAUCAACAUUAUCUCCUUCUACAGUUCGUCCAUCUUUGAGGAUGUCGGUUACUCUGCGGUCCAGGCUCUGUACGCCUCUCUUGGAUACGGCGCCAUUCAAGUAGUCUCCACUAUUCCAACUCUGUUCCUGAUCGACACCAAGGGUCGCCGCACUUUGACGUUGAUUACCUUCCCGUUGAUGUGCAUUUUCCUUCUGGCUGCCGGCCUGUCCCUCCUGAAUUCAGACGAUUCUCGGAGCCGUGGAGAGCACAUUGGACCUGUCGUGCUUUUUGUCUACCUGUUCACAAUCUGCUACUCGCUUGGUGAAGGUCCGGUGGCUUUCCAGUACUCUGCCGAGGUUUUCCCUACCAUCCAACGUGAGCAGGGUAUGGCCUGGGCCGUUUGCAUCAACAACACUUUCGCUGGUAUUCUCGGUCUGACCUUCCCCCGCAUGACCAAGGUCAUGACACCCACUGGAGCGUUUGGUUUCUAUGCGGGUCUCAACCUGGUAGCGUGGGGUAUGAUAUUCUGCUUUGUCAGAGAGACCAAGCAGCUCACUUUGGAGGAGCUGGAUCAGGUCUUCUCUGUUCCCACAAAGAAGUUCAUCAGCCACGAGCUCACCGUCUGGCUUCCUUACUUCAUUAAGCGACACAUCUUCCGCCAGCAGAUCCCUAAGCCUCCCUCGAUCAUUGCCACUGCUGAUGAGGCCAGAAAGCGCGACCAGCAGUGA